AGAGUAGUAAUCGGCCCAUAGACGACCUACAGGAGCUGCUGUGCAUCACAUCUCCCUUUCUCAACAAAAAAAAAAAAAAAAACUCUUUCCUCAACCACGCUCGCCGCUGGGCACGGCGGCUCGAUCGCCUCACUGCCUCGGAAAGGAAGCCGUCGCACGCACGCCAAUGCUCAGGAGGCGAGGAGCUCGCCUCUGAUCCACGCGACGAGGAGGGGGAACAAAACGCGCCUGAGACGGUCGUUUUUGGCAGCACUGGCCGGUGAUUGUCGAAGUUCGCCGGCCGGCCCUCUUCCAUACGAAUUUGCUACUGAAGUUUGUAAGUACCAUCUCCAUCUACCCUUUGUGUAAGUACAACCUGAAACUACUGGAUCCCCAUUUGUAGGGUUGCCUGUACGAGUAAAUUGGGGACAUCACAGAUUAAUAAUUUAGUAUGCCUACUACUAAUUUAGCAGUUAGUAAUUUAGUAUGCCUAUUCUGAUAGUAAUCUAGUCUAGAACCAAAGACCUUCCAUCAGUUGGAGCAAGGCCUCACCAGCAGGCCAGCGAGUUCUCAAUAGCAAUCUGUACGCAUAAUGUUAUCUGUUAUAGAAGACCGCUAACAUAGGAAAAAUAAGUAGCCGAGACCUAGUAGAUCGAUUUGGAAGGGAUCAGGGAGAGGGGCACGCAGGUAUUAAUUAAGUCGUACCGAACAGAAAAGGAAUCGCCGAACGCCCAAACUCUACACUCGUCAGUCCUGUCGCCGCCCGCCGCCAGGCCCCGGCCGCUUGCCAGCACUCUACCAAAGCCUUGUCUUGUCGUGUGGCCGUCGCUUCUGAAUUGCGGUAGUCCGGAACGGUAAGUUCAUUAGAUAUUUUGAUUGAUUGUUCAACCUGCGAAAAUUCUUGAUCUCUAUGAUUGAUUCAGGAACCUGCACAUGGAGUACGUGAACAAUUAACCCGCAUCCUUGAUUAUCAUGAUUUGUAAUCAUAGUCGUACCCUUCAUUAUCGGUACGACGUGGCAUUGCUGACCUCCUCUAGUUGAUCAUCGAGACGCCGUGCAGUUUCCGAACAGCCGGUCUCAUCUCUUUGAUUACAGGGACGCUGCCACAGCUUUGGCUGGUCACAUCCUCCUCCCUGCUCAGCUACGCACGACGUCGCUGCCGAGAGUCGUCGUGGCUGCCGGGUCUUGUACGUGUUGCUGCAUAUUGGUUUUGCCCUUUCUCUCAGCACAUGAAUUUGUCUUAACGAACUGAAUUUCUAUAGAUGUGUAGUCUCUGUUUAAAGUAGCUCCUGCGCAGCCGAACUGAAUUUCUAUAGAUGUGUAGUCCCUCCUACUACAUUUUUGACAGGAUUCUGCCGCCUAAUUCUGCCCAUUAUUUAUGUAUUUUCGGGUGAAGCAGUCGAUAAGUACAUGUAUUUAAUAAUUUGGUACGACCAAAUGGUUUGGUACGUGCUUAAUAAUUGUCGCGAUGUAGACAAGUACAUGAAGUAAGUAUUCUUGCCAUUUUUUUAUGCAUAUUAUGCGGUUGGCUCGUAGAGAUAAUGAAUUUUGAUGUGAUUAUUUUUUGUUUGUUGUUGUAGGGUUUGCCGAGAAGAGUUACAAAUGAAAGGUGUGGCUAACAUUGAGCAGACACUUAAGAAGGAAUUCCCUAGGUGGUUUGAGAAGCAUAUUCAUAAUAUAGGAGAACAGAAUGUUUCAGAGGAUUUGUACUCGCUAUCAUGUGGCCCAGACAAGCCUUUACUGGUGUACUCUGCCUGCAAUGUGAAUGGUGUUUGAUAUCACAGAAUGGUGUUCGAUAUCACACUCUGGAUCGUGAGAGGAAGAGAAGAACUCAAAAUUCAGGCAUCAUGGUAAAGGGAGAAAAAAAUGGUGCAGAGAUUCUGUACUAUGGUGUUCUGAAGGAAGUUCUUGAGUUGAUGUAUUCGAAAAACAAGCAUGGUGACAGGUCAGUAUAUUUGUUUCGUUGUGAUUGGUAUGAUAUUACAAGCAAGACGACCGGGUUGAGAGAUGAUGGGUACUUCAAAAGUCUGAAUCACAAGGCUCUUAGGUACAAAAAGGAUCCUUUCAUAUUGGCUUCUCAGGCAGAGCAAGUGUUUUACAUGGAGGAUACACAUCUUGGAAAAGACUGGAAAGUGGUACAGACUUUUAGUCAUAGACAUUUGUAUGAUGUUCCCGAAUCAGAGACGGGUGAGCUCAAUGCUACAGAUGCAUACCAAGAAGAUAUCAUCGCGCCAACUUUUACAGUGAACAAUGUUGAUCCAGCGUUUCACACUUUCGGCCGUGAUGAUGAAGAAGGCACACCUGUUGAUCCUAAAAUCAUCGCCGAGAUUGAGAAGAAUGUUGAGAACAAUGAUGAAGAUAGUGCCACCGACGAGGAUGAACAAGAAGAUGACGGGUUGAGUGGAAACAGAAGUGAGCAUUCAAGUGAUGAUGAAGUUUAGCAUGUUUUUGGACGUUUGCAUCUCCAAUGAAGUUUUUGCUUGUUUCAUGAUUUUUGUAAUUGCUUAUAUAUCCUCCUACUGUAUUGAAGUGACGUGCAACAGGUUUUCUUGUUUCCUGAAGUUUUUCUUAUUUAGGUUCACGUGCAAUAAGUUUGCUUCUUUCCUGAAGUUUUCCUGAAAGUUGUAGAAUUAUUGAUUAUUAUGUCAAUGUGUUUCUUAUGUCCA
This is a messenger RNA of Hordeum vulgare subsp. vulgare (domesticated barley), 2645 nucleotides long. RefSeq lists its product as uncharacterized. The transcript is spliced from 2 exons. The record is from RefSeq and is a predicted model, not a curated record. The coding region runs from base 1698 to 2420 and encodes 240 amino acids. NCBI's taxonomy places the organism in Eukaryota, Viridiplantae, Streptophyta, Magnoliopsida, Poales, Poaceae.